This is a messenger RNA of Aspergillus chevalieri, 525 nucleotides long. RefSeq lists its product as uncharacterized. Gene Ontology annotation, molecular function: carboxy-lyase activity. The transcript has a single exon. NCBI's taxonomy places the organism in Eukaryota, Fungi, Ascomycota, Eurotiomycetes, Eurotiales, Aspergillaceae. The coding region runs from base 1 to 525 and encodes 174 amino acids. The record is from RefSeq and is a predicted model, not a curated record.
AUGCCCCUAAACCCACCAACUCCCGAAACAACCACAACUUUCAUCACCGACCUAGCAAACCGCCACCUAAUCUACGAUUAUGAUGUGCAUGACCGCAACGGCAACCUGGACAAAUGGCGCUACGAGCUCUGGUUCUACAACGCCGACCGCGUGAUCUACGCCAUCCACGGAGGCCCCAUGGCCGGCCGCAAAAACUACCAAGAAGCAACAUAUCAGUGCAUUCGGCCGGGCGAACUAUGGCAGUGCAACUGGCUUGAAGAGACGGGGACGAUCUGUUCGCUUGUUUUCGAUAUUCCAAAGGGCAGGAUUACGACGUUGAUUGGGUUUUCGAGGGGGCAUUGGGAGAGGAAUGGUAUGGCGAAGGGGGAUAAAAGGGCGAAGGCGGAUUUGGAGAGGUGGAGGGAGCUGGCGGGGGUGGGAUGGCAGACGGAGAGGGUUAUGUUGAGUGAGCAGGCGAGGGUUGUGGAGGAUUUUUGGGGGGCGGGGCAGUUGGAAGGAAUUGAGAUGGAUUGGCCUACCAUGUGA